Effrenium voratum is the source of this 313-nucleotide messenger RNA. NCBI's taxonomy places the organism in Eukaryota, Dinophyceae, Suessiales, Symbiodiniaceae. The record is from the annotation of a GenBank genome assembly.
GAACUCGAUUUGCUGUGCCUACCUCCGGCGCUUCCAGGAAAGCUUUCGUUCCCGCUUGGCUGGCCUCUACACCACGGAUGACAUGCGCUUCGUCGUCUACCAGACGUUGCUCUCGUCGGCGAUGUACGCAGCCGCGGUCUUCUCAGGCUGCACAGGGCGCAUGUCCUUGAAGACAGGCUUGGACUUUGAGAUCUGGGUGGCCCUCUUUCUGGAAGCGAUGCUCACGACGUCCAUUUGCGCCUUCCUGACCGCGCAGCCGGUGAACCCGAGCAAGGCCGAGACACGGAACAGUCACGGCGGUCUUUGCAAGUAG